Messenger RNA from Leptomonas pyrrhocoris, 518 nucleotides. RefSeq lists its product as hypothetical. Gene Ontology annotation, biological process: tRNA methylation; rRNA (guanine-N7)-methylation; peptidyl-glutamine methylation. The transcript has a single exon. The record is from RefSeq and is a predicted model, not a curated record. NCBI's taxonomy places the organism in Eukaryota, Euglenozoa, Kinetoplastea, Trypanosomatida, Trypanosomatidae. Gene Ontology annotation, molecular function: protein heterodimerization activity. Bases 135 to 518 code for a protein of 127 amino acids.
GCGUCACCGGAACAUCGACCGCUUCGCGCUUUCCCACCUACUCCACACAAGUUACUGCAUCUCCAAGAGCAGUCUAUUGCACGCCAAAGAAACGAACCGACAUACAUCUAUUGCUUUUUAAGAAUUUCUUCCACAUGCGGCUUCUCACGCACAACUUCCUCGCGUGUCUGCAGUGUGACACCUCCCCCCUCCUCCUCACCGCCACCGACGUCGAGGAGAUCCCGGUGGAGUACGACGCGGAGUUCACGCGACGCAUGCUGGCGCGCAUCGACUACCCAAGUCUGCGCACGACAUUUCACAAGCUGAGGGCGGCACACGAUCUCGUGCGAGGGCACUCGGGGGAGCUGCCGGCGACGUUGGACGGGGCCGACCUGACGGAUGAAAGCGAAUUUCUCCGGUGCGCGCACUACGCGCUCAACGUAAUCGCCGUGAAGAACGGUGCGCUGCAGUGCCCAGCGUGCAAGACGACGUACGCCGUGCACGAGUUCAUUCCGAACUUCGUGCAGGAGAACAAGUGA